This is a messenger RNA of Acanthoscelides obtectus, 1396 nucleotides long. The record is from the annotation of a GenBank genome assembly. NCBI's taxonomy places the organism in Eukaryota, Metazoa, Arthropoda, Insecta, Coleoptera, Chrysomelidae.
UCAGGUUUCAUAAGUGUGUCCGUAGAUGAUAAGUAACUAGAUAGGAAGGUAGUAGUAGCAGUAGUAGUAGUAGUAGUAGUAAUAGUAGUAGAAGUAGCAGUCGUAGUAGUUCUGGUAAUACUUAGUGAUAGUAGGGCUAGUAGUAGAUUAUUACGGCAAGCAUGCAAGGUGGUUUGUAAAACUUAGGUACUCCCUCCAGGUUGUAGCCCCGCGAUGGUCCAGAAAACUACAUGUAUAUUUAUUAUUAUAUGCUUUUUAAUUAUAUUUUGUAUUCACUAUUAUCUAUUUUACUAUCAACAGCUGGAUAAAACACAAUUAUUUAUUGAAAAAAUGUAUUUACAAAUGAAAUGGUUCCUAUUAGGUAUGUUGUCUAUGAUUAUUUAUGCUUUGAAAUCGUAGCGCAAGUGUUAUUCUUAGUUUGUUUCAGCUUUUAGGAGAGAGUGAGAGCAUUUCAGGAAGUGUGACGAACUAUGAUAAAUAUUUUACGAAUAUAUCUAUUUAUAGCUAAGAUGUGAUUGCACAUUUCUUAUUUUUACGUAUUUUACAGAAUUGCUGUCCUAAAACUUACAGGUUUUCUUUCAGAAUCAUUGCCCAAAUAUUUUUAUCGGGCGUUGGAGGGGGGUACUCCAAAUUUCAGGAAUAGUACAAGUUAUAGACACUCCCGAGCGUGAUAAACGUGAUGUAAUGAAUAUUGAUGAUAAUGGCAGCUGUCCCAAAAAAUGUUCUGCCUAUAUAGCUGGAUGAACGUUUCAUGGAAAUACACGAGUAAAGUGAAGAUAAACAAUAAAAGCAUGUGAAGAAUGAUUAAAUCCUCCGAUUUGUACAGCAAUAUAUGAAAACAGCAAUCAAAUGGACAUCAACAUUUUUACAGGAUAAAUGUGUGGAUAAUAGUAGUAUGGUCUACUGUCAAUAUAUUGAUGAAGUUUUACGAAAUAUUUGCAGCCAGAUUCCAAGCAAAAGCUUCUAAAAACUUUCGCGAUUUCCAUACAUUUGAAGAAAUUCAGGGGCAUAUUUGGGAAACUAACAUAAUAACGCCAGAAGUUAUAUUUCUUCACGCCCUUAAAGAUGAUUUCAGGCUGAUACAUUCAGAACGAACAUCAAUUGAAAUGAUAAUUGAAAUGGUGAAAAGGUUAAUAACUGUGGCAUGCUGGCGAUUUUCGAUUGUGCAAAUAAAACCAGAACUAUGGAUGGACUUGAUUCUUCUUCACCUGAUACAAUUGAUCUUAGCAGUGACGGUUGAGGUUUUCUAGGGGUUUUCCUCGCCCGAGUGCGAAUGCAGUCACUAAAAAACCACGUUCCCCUAAUGAGUAGUAGAUAAAAUGAAAACUGUACUUAUCCUAUUAAUGAUCAUGUAAUUUUAGAUCAAAUAGUCAUUAAAUAUAUUUAUAUAAUAAAA